This is a messenger RNA of Diuraphis noxia (Russian wheat aphid), 2071 nucleotides long. RefSeq lists its product as uncharacterized. Gene Ontology annotation, biological process: DNA integration. The record is from RefSeq and is a predicted model, not a curated record. NCBI's taxonomy places the organism in Eukaryota, Metazoa, Arthropoda, Insecta, Hemiptera, Aphididae. Gene Ontology annotation, molecular function: nucleic acid binding.
UUAAAAAAGUGGGCUUCUAACACUGAUGUCAUUUUGGACGCCGUUCCGGUCUCCGACCGUGUAAGCAAACCGACAUCGUUUGACGACGUCGACGGUUAUGGAACAAAAGUUUUGGGGUUGGAGUGGCACCCGGGCGGUGACUACUUUUGUUGCGCGCUUAAUGUUGAUAAACCACCAGUACUUACAAAACGAGGUAUCCUAUCCCUCGUGGCGCGUAUUUUUGACCCGCUAGGUUUUUUUGGACCGGCGGUUUUUAUGGCAAAAACUGUUAUGCAGCGGACGUGGCGGCAAGAUCUAUCAUGGGAUGAUCCCCUACCGCUGGACAUUCGCGAUGAAUGGGUCGCGUUCGUGUUCGACCUGCCGUCGCUAAGAGAUAUAAAAGUACCACGCUACAUCAGCGCGAGCAGUGGGGCACCGUGUUACCUGUUAGGUUUCUGCGACGCGUCGUUGCUCGGGUAUGCYGCAGUAGUGUACGUGCGGAUGCACGACGCGCCGGCGCACCAGUCAGUUUUUUUACUCGGGACCAAAACUAAAUUAGCGCCACUGAAAUCGAUAUCCGUACCGCGCUUAGAGUUAAACGCUGCGUUAUUGUUGGCCCGUUGGCUAGGGCGCCUCCGUAACGUUCUGGAGCCGCAGCUUAACGUGGUUGGAGUCCGCACGUGGUCAGACUCCAUGAUUGUGUUGUCUUGGUUGAAUGUGCCCCAUGAAGCUAUAAAACCUUACGUGUCAAAUCGCGCAUUUCAAAUCCAAUCGUUGUUGCCUGGUUGUAAUUGGCAAUACGUAGAGUCUCAGUCAAAUCCCGCCGAUUGCGCGUCGCGCGGUCUAAUGCCGUCGGCAUUAGCACGUUGUAAUUUGUAUUGGCAGGGGCCGCCUAUCGCGUAUGCAGAUCCGUCGGAGUGGGUCACCUCUCCGCCACUGAUACCUUUGAGUGAACUUCCCGAGAUCAAGCCAAUUUCUUGCGCUGCCCAUAUCGUCACGACACCCACUGAGYGGUUUGAACGUUUUUCAUCAUACGACCGAUUGCUACGUGUAGUAGCUCGGAUGUUGCGUUUUGUUGCCCGUGUGCGUAAUAAGGCUCCACGCACAUCACCUUUCCUACACAAAUCUGAACUUGAUCGCGCUGUGCAGGUGUUGGCUAUCGAGUYGCAGCGAGUACAUUUUGCCGUGUUACAUCACGAGUUGUCUAAUGGCCGUCGGAUAUCAUCUAAGUCGAUGGCGCGCCUGUCCCCGUUUAUUGAUACAGACGGCGUAAUUCGCGUGGGAGGUCGCUUGAGACAUUCUUUGUUGUCCUACGAUUGCCGGCAUCCGAUAUUAUUGUCGAAACGGUCUGUUUUUGCGUUUUUGUUGUGCCGCCGGUGGCAUUUGAUCACAUGUCACGCCGGCCCCCGUGUUUUAGCGGCGCUUAUUUCACGGCAGUUUUGGAUAGUUUCGUUGAGGUCUGUGUUACACCAUGUAUUAACUUCAUGCGUUGUUUGUGCGAGGUUUGAUGCUAAACCGCCAUCUCCGUUCAUGGCUGAUCUACCGGCAACGCGAGUUCAACCUCAACGCCCGUUUUCCUACGUAGGGGUGGACUAUGCCGGCCCAUUACAAAUGCGCGAACUUCGAUUGCGUAAAUCGCGUGUGUACAAGGUAUACAUCGCCGUAUUUAUAUGUUUUACAGUGAAGGCCGUUCACCUCGAGGUGGUGUCUGAGUUGUCGACCGAUGCGUUUCUGGCCGCAUUUGACCGUUUUGUGGCACGCCGCGGUCUGCCGAGCGAUAUAUAUUCUGAUUKCGGUACCAAUUUUGUGGGGGCCGAUAAGCAAUUAAAAAAGUUAAUCAACAGCCCUGAAAGUCAGGUCGCUAUUGCCAACUCACGUUCUGCGUGUGAAUGGCAYUUCAACCCACCCAGCGCUCCUCAUUUCGGGGGUCUGUGGGAGGCUGCGGUGAGGUCGACAAAGCGUCUACUUAUACGGUGCAUGGGUACACAUAUUUUCACAUACGAAGAGUUAAAUACAAUUUUGUGUCGGGUAGAAGCUGUCCUCAAUUCCCGCCCACUCACACCGGCCUCUACUGAUCCGCACGACCUAGACU